GUCCACCUCACAGACGGCGGUACUGUCGUCUAACGAGCAGUAUCUGUCUGUUAAACUGCGCUAGAAUAUCCGUAUAUAUUUUCUGCAGGGAACUUGGACCUCUGCAAUGGAUCUUCGCCACAGAAAUAUCUCGCAGAAAUUAUCGCAUGUGAUUGAGGAGGUCAAAACGGCGGAACAUGAGGCUAUCGAGCUUGUGAAGACUUUGACGUGGCACCAGCUUGAAGAGUGGCAGAAGGACAACGAGUAUAUCAUUCGUGGUUACCGAAGGGCGCAAAACAAUUGGAAAGGAUGUUUUCAUUCUAUCUUCGGAUAUCUGCACAACGAGACCGUCAAUAUUCAUAGUCAUCUUUUCGGAGCUAUUCUGUUCUUGAUAUUAUUCUUCACUAAUCAGCUCUAUGUUGUCGCACGCUAUCCGACCGCAACUUGGGUUGAUUCUACAAUGUUCUCGAUUUACAUCCUGUCUGCAGUAUUUUGCUUGACGUCAAGUUCGUUCUACCAUAUGGCCGGAUGCCAUUCAGAAUCCGUUGCAAGUCGCUGCCAUGCAUUUGACUACUCUGGGAUUAUUACCUUGAUCGUUGGGUCUUUUUACCCCGGAGUUUAUUAUGGGUUCUUUUGUCAUCCAGCUAUUCGAGCAUUCUAUCUAGGCUCUUUCCUCUUGGCGGGUCUCGGUGCCGCAUACAUCGUUCUAAAUCCAGAAUAUGCGAAACCCACCCACCGUGGAGCGCGUACUACGGUCUUCAUAGCAUUGGGCUUGUCAUCCGCCGUCCCUGUGAUACAUGCCUUAUUUAUCUACAGUCUGCAUACAAUCCAGGUAGAAAUGGGUUUUCAAUAUAUGGUCUUGUCAGGCGUAUUGUACAUCAUCGGCGCCUUGCUUUACGCGAAUAGAAUUCCGGAACGCCUCUCACCAGGGACGUUUGAUUACUUCUUCUCUUCGCAUCAAAUAUUUCACGUUAUGGUUGUCCUUGCUGCUCUGACUCAUUAUAAUGCCAUCCUAACCAAUAUCGAAUAUUGGCAUGGUCAACGGGCAGGGGUCUGUUUAGCGUAGAUGUUUUAAGCUGUCACUGGGUGGUGUAGAAGCAGCUUCACUUAUGCGAAGACCAUUCUACAUGGUUGCCUUCAUAGAAUAUAGAAGUUCUUGUUGCCUUUCAUGAUUUUUUUUCUCUUUGAG
Molecule: messenger RNA, 1168 nt
Organism: Fomitiporia mediterranea MF3/22
Lineage: Eukaryota; Fungi; Basidiomycota; Agaricomycetes; Hymenochaetales; Hymenochaetaceae
Product: HlyIII-domain-containing protein
Exons: 8
Coding region: 107-1045 (312 amino acids)
Cellular component (GO): membrane
Molecular function (GO): signaling receptor activity
Source: RefSeq, a predicted model, not a curated record